Anopheles stephensi (Asian malaria mosquito) is the source of this 4638-nucleotide messenger RNA. RefSeq names its product homeotic protein proboscipedia (gene pb). Gene Ontology annotation, biological process: regulation of DNA-templated transcription. The record is from RefSeq and is a predicted model, not a curated record. The transcript has 5 exons. Lineage: Eukaryota; Metazoa; Arthropoda; Insecta; Diptera; Culicidae. Gene Ontology annotation, molecular function: DNA binding; DNA-binding transcription factor activity, RNA polymerase II-specific. Bases 1401 to 3911 code for a protein of 836 amino acids.
AGCUCGUUCGUCUACGACUCACCGAACACGGAGAUUCUGCGAUUGCGAAGCGAGAUUACGGAAUUUGAGGUCCAUUGUGAAUAUGAUGCAAACGUUAGUCAGGGCAGGAUUUGCAAUGCCCACAUUCCGACAGAACACUCAUUAGCGGUUCUAAAGGGCAGUUUGUGUUGUCUGUAUUAUCAUGUUCUCUGCUAAGUAAGUGCUUUAUCGUAAAAAUUAUGGAAAUCAAAUCCAAACAGCUCCAACUUUGGAAAAGUGUGUCGAUGCCGAUCAGUGUCUAGGGUUCAUCUGAACGUAGUGAAAUUCAGAAUUUGUUGCUAAAAAUAUUUCGCUGUUCUGUGCUGUGUGUGUGUGUGUGUUUUUGUAUGUGGAGAAACCAAUCAUAAUAAUGAAACGGGAUUUCACGUCCCUUACAGUAUGCGGUUACAUCCACAACAGUGCACGUGGUGAAGUUAAAAUUGUUCGCGAUUAAAAGCUAGUACAUAAUUUAUGCAAGCAUUAAGUGUCGUCGGUUCCGGAGACAUCCAAGAUUUCAGUGUUGCCUAUGAGCCUGUUCUAAUAUUUCACUGCAUCCUUUGCGCGCUUAUCUAAACGGUGCCGCGCUAUCGCCGGUGACAUCAAUGCGCGGAGCGCGCAGGAAAUACCCAGCAUCCGAAUAGCAGCGCUGUCAGCAACGCUACCCCGAAUAUUUUACAACGACUUGUGCUCGUAAUAGGAUCCUUGGUGCUGCCACGUGUGCCGGUCGUUGGGAGACUGUUGCAUUUACGGUCUUCUUUCUUCUAAAACGGCACUUAGUUCCCGCGGCGAGAGAAAUGAUAAGAAAGCCAGCACGUUUCCAAUCCAGUCUCCAUUCCCGUGUCGUUCAUCAAGUUUGCCGUGGUGUUGAGCUGUACAUUUGAUUGUGAAAUCGCUGUAAACAUUGUAGAUAUCGGUUACUAGCCGUCAAACGAGAGUGGUUUCGCUACAAAAGUGAUACUGGUGUACCGUAAUUGAUAGAAAUUGGGGCAAUUUGUACCCAUUGAUUUGUGCGUGGUGACAAUGGUGUGAUAAUAGAUUUAGAGUAGUUUAGCGGAGAAGAAUAGAGUAAUGAUCUGGAUAUUUCUGUUUUUGUUACCACGAGUACUCUACACAUCAGCUAGGUACAUUGUGAGCCGGUAAACGCUGUCACAUGUCACAUUACUUAACAAUCGUAGCUGAUGACUGCUCAACAGCUUGAUCGCAUUUCAUGAAUACCAUUCGGCAUGGUCGCUACAAGGUUGAUAGGAUUAUAAUUUCUUCAGUUCGAAAAAAAGACAACCGUAUCGUCGGCGACUGAACAAAACGCUCCAAACCGAACGUAGAAUCUGCAUUGCGCUUUCGCACCCCGCUACAACUUGACUCAGUUUCACUCCGAUCUGGCAAUGCAAGAAGUUUGCAGUUCCAUCGAACACAUGGGCGCACAAAUCAAAUCAGAAUCUCCGGCGAUCGGCUCGCUUCAGGCUGGUGCAGCGGUAGUAGUGGGGAGUGAAACCGACAUUAUCAAUCCGCAGCAAGUUUCCCUUACCGCUACCCAACAGCAACAAGCAAUCAUCGCUAGCGGAGGACCCCAGCUGGUCGGUCGAAAACAAGCGAUCUGUGAUAAACCACCGCGAGCUGCGGCUCAAUUGCCCGUUGCAGUGUCCGUUGAGGGUCUCGGUUCGCAACCUGCUACACAACAGCAGCAGCAACCUCAUCCAGAUACAUCUUACUGGAUGCAGAACGAAAGUGGCUUUAUCAACUCACAACCCUCAAUGGCUGAAUUUUUGACACAUAUCGACAGCGAGAGCCCGAAGCUCAUCGCGCAGGGUUACUCGAUGGGUCCCAGUGAUAGUAUGGAAUCCGUACCGGAAUAUCCCUGGAUGAAAGAGAAAAAAACGUCCCGGAAAGCUACAGCACAAGCCGAAUUUGUUGCCGAAAAUGGUUUACCACGACGGUUGCGUACGGCGUACACAAACACGCAGCUCUUGGAGCUCGAGAAGGAGUUUCACUUCAAUAAAUACCUUUGCCGGCCACGAAGAAUUGAAAUUGCUGCUAGUCUCGAUCUAACUGAAAGACAGGUAAAAGUAUGGUUUCAAAAUCGACGCAUGAAGCAUAAACGGCAAACACUCUCCAAAACUGAUGAUGAUGAAUCGGGAAAGGACGAUCUCAAGGAUUCCAAUUCCAAAAAAUCUUGCCAAGGAUGUGAACUGCCUUCGGAUGACAUACCGGACUCGACUUCCAGCUCUCGGGGGAUGAACAAUAGUACGCCCAACGCCGGUAAGUCGCCACUGCGCCAAGCGUACCACAAGUCAAUGAAGUUGAUGAGAAUCUUCCCUGAACAUUCGUCUGACACUCUGCCACUAGCCAUGACACCGAAUUCCACCGUGGAAAUAGGCACACCGACGGGCGGUGGCGGAGUCUCUGGUGGCGUAACCAACACGGUCAGCGCCGAUUCCAGUGUUGCCUCCACGGGAAGCCUCGACGAGGAGGAUGAAAUACAUGCCAAAGUGAAGAAGAAAUCCGACGGUCAGGCAAUCAAAAAGGAGUCGGUCAGCUCUACGAAAAUUAUUCACAGUAACUCAUUCAAAAGCUUCGACGCUUCUGGCUAUUCCAAGGAUAGUGGCCCGGUAUUGGGUCCCUCGUCCGUGCCGAUACCCGUCCCGCACAGCCCCGUCUCCACUUCGGCCAUCUCACCGAGCAGCAACAGUAAUAGCAACAAUAACAAUAACAAUAGUAACAACAACAAUCUGCAGCCGUACUACAAUCAUCCCAGUCCGUACGGCAUAGUGAAGAAUAAGCUACCACAUGGACCAAUUGUGAGCCACGAGAGUGAAGGAUCACCUACCAAUACCGGAUCAUCGGCGAGUGGCGGAAUGUACUUCAGCAGCAAACCGCAGGAAUACUUCGGUAAGACCGAUUCGGGCGUGCACUAUCAACCACCGUAUCAACACUACCAGAAAACGAUCGUACCGCCUGGGGCAGCAUACGGUGGCCCACAGCAUGCGCUAAAUGAAAGUUAUCCCAAUGCACAAAAACUAGAAUUCAAUCCUCCUUUGGGCCUGAAGAGUUUUGGCAAUAAGGCUUUGGUGCAAGAUCCUUCCGCAAAGCUGUCGCAUACACAGCAGCAACAGCAGCAGCAGCAACUAAACGAUACACCGUUCCACGCGCAGACCCAACCGUACUACAACAGUUGCGAUACAGGCCUUAACAACGUCGGACAGUACGGUCCGAGCGGACAGCAGUACUAUCCAAACGAUUACGAUCCUCAGCACGAGUUUGGCGCAGGCUCUGGCUACUACGAUUCAGCGAAGGCAGGUGCAGUAGGACAGGGCCACUACUACGAUGGAAUGGGCUCGUUUCAUCAUGGUACACUAGCUGCCAACAGCAACAUGGACUAUCAAGGCAAUGGCCCGUACACUGGCCUCGGUGCCGCAGUGCCAGGAGCCAUGGGAAAUGAAUCCUGCGAAACCUUUGCCUUCCAUCAAGCAUCUCCCGUAGCUAGCGCAUAUUACGAACAACAACAACAACAACAGCAUCAUCUUCAACAACAACAGCAUCAGCAUCAGCACCAUCCCCAGCAACACCAUCACCAGCAUCCUUUUCAGCAUCAGCAAAACAGUCAGCAACUGCAUCCGUUCCAUCAUCAACAGCAAACGCUUCCGACCCAUCCUGCCGGAGUCGGCAUAAACAGUGCUGCUGUAGUCAGGACAACAACCCAGAUUGCUAAUCACCACGAAAUUGCCGCCGGCGAACUCUGCGCGUUUAACGGUUGUCCGCCAGCUGGCAGCACCGGUGCGGCUGCACAAACGAAACCAGCCGCCAUGGUUAGUCUGGACAAUUCCAAUUCAUCCGACUUCAAUUUCCUUAGCAAUUUGGCUAAUGAUUUCGCCCCAGAAUAUUAUCAGCUUAGCUAAUUCUCAAUUCUGUUACUACUGUCGUCACGCCCUUGCUUGCGCUUAUUCUUGGUCUCACUGCUCGUGCAACGCAAGAAUGAAAACGCUUUAUACGAUUGUUCAUCGCAUUCCCUGUUCUUGGAGAAUGCUUUGCAAUACUGUGUAACAAUUACCCCGGGGAAAAUUGUAUCUGUUCAGAUAAGUAGCGCAUUUAUGUGUGUUCUUUUCCACCAUUCUUUUUUUUUUGCUACGCACUUUGUUUUACGAAAGCAAUCCUGUUGAUGUUAAAUUGUUACCUCUUGCCUUUCUGUACUAAACAGACGAUUUUGUUUUGUGUACAGUUUUUUUUUGUCUCUUUGCAUUUGUUUUAGUCUGGCAUUUUUAAGUAUUCAAAGAAAUGUAUAUACUAUGGGAACCAAGCGUCUGGGAACAUUCAACCCAGUUCAAACGGAUUUUAUAUCAUAAUAACAAUCGUAGAUUAUUCCUGCUACAGGACAAACGACAAACGGUGGUUUGCCCAACAAUGAGCUGUACAAUUAUGAUCGGUGUAUCAAUAAAACAAACGAGUUGGGCAAAUCGCACAAAACAUACUAAUCGUUAGAUUACAGAUGUUCACAAAUCGUCGUCGGUAUAUUAAUGAUACUUCUAUGUACAAAUUAUAACCAACCAGUUAUAGCGAAAAACUAAUGAUGAUCAUGCAUUUCAAGAUGUAAAAUAAAGGAUCAAAGAAAAUUCAACUCUAUCCUAA